This is a messenger RNA of Pteropus alecto (black flying fox), 5106 nucleotides long. RefSeq names its product SIN3 transcription regulator family member B (gene SIN3B). The transcript has 18 exons. Gene Ontology annotation, cellular component: chromatin. Gene Ontology annotation, molecular function: transcription corepressor activity. The annotation marks the transcript as partial. Lineage: Eukaryota; Metazoa; Chordata; Mammalia; Chiroptera; Pteropodidae. The record is from RefSeq and is a predicted model, not a curated record. Gene Ontology annotation, biological process: negative regulation of transcription by RNA polymerase II.
CGGGCCCCACCCGGCCCCUCCUCAGCCUCCCCUCUGCGCGGCCCGGGACCCCCGACCCCUCACCCAGGCUCCUCGGAGGACCUCUUGGAGGUCCCUCUCCCUGCCAGGGACCUCUGCCCCUCGUCCCCUCCGCUGACCCCGGCGCACCGGGACACCCCCCCACCUCCCUUCCCGCAGGUGGAGGACGCCCUCACCUACCUAGACCAGGUGAAAAUCCGCUUCGGCAGCGACCCUGCCACUUACAACGGCUUCCUGGAGAUCAUGAAGGAAUUCAAAAGCCAGAGCAUUGAUACUCCUGGAGUCAUCCGACGAGUCUCACAGCUGUUCCACGAACACCCUGACCUCAUUGUUGGAUUCAAUGCUUUCCUUCCCCUCGGGUACAGAAUCGACAUUCCCAAGAAUGGCAAGUUAAACAUACAGUCGCCUCUGUCUAGCCAGGAGAAUUCGCACAACCACAGUGACUGUGCUGAGAACUUUAAGCAACAGCUGCUGUACAAGGAGGACAAAGCCCAGGUGCCCUUGGAGUCAGAUUCUGUGGAGUUCAACAACGCUAUCAGCUACGUGAACAAAAUUAAGACCCGCUUUCUGGACCACCCUGAGAUCUACAGGUCAUUCCUGGAGAUACUGCACACUUACCAGAAGGAGCAGCUGAGCACGAAGGGCCGGCCCUUCCGGGGCAUGUCUGAAGAGGAGGUGUUCACCGAGGUGGCCAACCUCUUCCGGGGCCAGGAGGACCUGCUCUCCGAGUUCGGACAGUUCCUGCCUGAAGCCAAGCGGUCCCUGUUCACAGGAAACGGGCCCUGUGAAAUGAACAGUGUCCAGAAGAGUGAUCACGAAAAGAACCUGGAACACAGCAAAAAGCGCUCCCGGCCCUCACUCCUCCGGCCAGUAUCAGCACCGGCCAAGAAGAAAAUGAAACUACGUGGUACCAAAGACCUGUCAAUCGCUGCUGUGGGGAAGUAUGGGACUCUACAGGAGUUCUCCUUCUUUGACAAGGUGCGCAGGGUCCUAAAGAGCCAGGAGGUCUACGAGAACUUUCUCCGCUGCAUCGCACUCUUCAACCAGGAGCUCGUGUCAGGCUCAGAGCUCCUCCAACUCGUCAGCCCUUUUCUAGGGAAAUUUCCAGAACUCUUCGCACAAUUCAAGUCCUUUCUUGGGGUGAAAGAGUUGUCAUUCGCCCCACCCAUGAGUGACAGAUCUGGGGACGGAAUAAGCCGGGAAAUUGACUACGCGUCUUGCAAGCGCAUUGGAUCCAGCUACCGAGCACUCCCUAAAACCUAUCAGCAGCCCAAGUGCAGCGGGAGGACGGCCAUCUGCAAGGAGGUGCUGAAUGACACCUGGGUCUCCUUCCCCUCCUGGUCAGAGGAUUCCACCUUCGUCAGCUCCAAGAAGACGCCCUACGAGGAGCAGCUGCACCGCUGUGAGGAUGAGCGUUUUGAGUUAGACGUAGUCUUGGAGACCAACCUGGCCACGAUCCGGGUGUUGGAAAGCGUACAGAAGAAGCUUUCCCGGAUGGCACCAGAGGACCAGGAGAAGUUCCGAUUGGAUGACUGUCUGGGGGGCACGUCGGAGGUGAUCCAGCGCCGUGCCAUCCAUCGCAUCUAUGGUGACAAGGCUCCGGAGAUCAUCGAGAGCCUCAAGAAAAACCCCGUCACCGCUGUCCCUGUUGUCCUCAAAAGGCUGAAGGCCAAGGAAGAGGAGUGGCGGGAGGCCCAGCAGGGUUUCAACAAGAUCUGGCGGGAGCAGUAUGAGAAGGCUUACCUCAAGUCCCUGGACCACCAGGCCGUGAACUUCAAGCAGAACGACACCAAGGCCCUUCGCUCCAAGAGCUUGCUCAAUGAGAUCGAGAGUGUCUACGACGAGCACCAGGAGCAGCACUCGGAAGGCCGCAGCGCCCCUUCCAGCGAGCCGCACCUUAUCUUCGUGUACGAGGACAGGCAGAUCCUGGAGGAUGCAGCUGCGCUCAUAAGCUACUACGUGAAGCGGCAGCCAGCCAUCCAGAAGGAGGACCAGGGUACCAUCCACCAGCUGGUGCACCAGUUCGUGCCCAGCCUCUUCUUCUCCCAGCAACUGGACUUGGGGGCAUCGGAGGACUCUGCUGACGAAGGCCGGGGGAGCCCCCAAGGGCAGAGCGUGGAUCCCAGUGACCCAAAGAAGCUGGCGCCUGGGCCACAGAGCAGCCCCCCAGAGGAGAAGGGGGCUGCAGGCGAGGGUCCUGCCGCCGAGCAGCAGCUGCCGCCGCCACCACCACCACCGCACAAGCCCCUGGAUGACGUCUACAGCCUCUUCUUCGCCAACAACAACUGGUACUUCUUCCUGCGCCUCCACCAGACCUUGUGCUCCCGGCUCCUGAAGAUCUACCGCCAGGCACAGAAGCAGCUCCUGGAGUAUCGGACUGAGAAAGAGAGGGAGAAGCUGCUCUGCGAGGGCCGUCGGGAAAAGGGCAACGACCCCGCCAUGGAGCUGCGGCUGAAGCAGCCUAGUGAGGUGGAGUUGGAGGAGUACUACCCAGCCUUCCUGGACAUGGUGCGCAGCCUGCUGGAUGGCAGCAUCGACCCAGCGCAGUACGAGGACACCUUGCGUGAAAUGUUCACCAUUCACGCCUACGUCGGCUUCACCAUGGACAAGCUGGUGCAGAGCAUCGCACGCCAGCUGCACCACCUCGUGAGCGACGACAUCUGUCUGAAGGUGGUGGAGCUCUACCUGAACGAGAAGAAGCGGGGCGCUGCUGGCGGGAACCUGUCCUCCCGCUGUGUCCGCGCCGCCAGGGAGACCAGCUACCAGUGGAAGGCCGAGCGGUGCAUGGCCGACGAGAACUGCUUUAAGGUGAUGUUCCUCCAGCGUAAAGGGCAGGUGAUCAUGACAAUUGAGCUCUUGGACACUGAGGAGGCCCAGACAGAGGACCCUGUGGAGGUUCAGCACCUGGCUCGGUACGUGGAACAGUACGUGGGAACUGAGGGUGCAUCCAACUCACCCACAGAGGGCUUCCUCCUGAAGCCUGUGUUCCUACAGAGGAACCUCAAGAAGUUUCGUAGGUGGCAGUGCGAGCAAGUGCGGGCUCUGCGCGGUGAGGCCAAGGGCUCCUGGAAGAGGCUGGUGGGUGUGGAGAGCGCCUGCAACGUGGACUGCCGCUUCAAGCUCAGCUCCCAUAAGAUGAUGUUCAUCGUGAACUCCGAGGACUACAUGUACCGCCGGGGGACCCUCUGCCGGGCCAAGCAGGUGCAGCCCCUGGUCCUGCUUCGGCACCACCAGCACUUUGAGGAGUGGCACGGCCGCUGGCUGGAGGACAACGUGACAGUGGAGGCAGCCAGCCUGGUGCAGGACUGGCUGAUGGGAGAGGAGGACGAGGACAUGGUGCCCUGCAAGACACUCUGCGAGACGGCUCAUGUGCAUGGCCUGCCCGUGACCCGCUACCGUGUGCAGUACAGCCGCCGCCCCGCCUCGCCCUGAUGCGCCCUCGCGGCCUCCACGACAUGCAGCUGGGUGCAGUCGCUUCCUCAGCCUGGGUGUCCCUCAGGGGCGUUUUCGUGAACCACCUAAGGGAGGCGGAGCAUCCCCCAGCCUUGCUCCUACAGGCAGCCAGCUCCAGAGAAGGGAGUCGUGUUGGUUGCAGCCCCAUGCUGCCAUUCCCCUCAGCUCCCCAGCUUCCUUUGCGCCCAUCUUGUGCCAUACCUGAACCCCCUGCACUUGAACUCUGGGGCCUCAGCCCCUACCAGAAAGGGAAGGAUUCACACGCUUGCCAAGGAGCAAGCAGUUGCGUUCACCCACCUGCUGGGCACUGACGUCAUCGGUGCCAAAUCCCUGGGUGGGGCCAUGAUGGUCAUUUGGUGCACAGGUGGCUGGAAAAGUUGGCAACAAGCCUUGGGAGGGGUCAGUGUUCAAGGGCCUCCAGCAUGGAAGGUGUCAGGAUGGUGGACCUGCUUGAAAAGCAUGUCCUUCCCAGGCGGUUCUGGGAGCUUCCAGAAACAUUUCCCAAGCUGGGCAACGCCCAUGUCUGCCAGUGGACGGCCUAGGCCUGCAGGCUUGUAGCUCUGACAGUGGGAAGAGCCUUUCAGCCAGACUGUUAGGGUCCCACUGUCAAGAUGUGGGCUUGGCAGGUUGUACUAGAAUGGCCCAGCAGACCCUGCUCUCGAAAAGAGACGCCAAAUCCUAGUUGAUCUGGUAGCCAGACUGGUCUGUGAGGGGACGGGUUGGCCUGACACUCCCACCAUGCUUGAGUGGCCCAUGCGGGGAGGGCCCUGGGCUGGGGUCGUGUACCUAAGAUGGGCAUUCUAGAAAUACGUAAAUGCACACACGUAUUUAUUCCUUUACGUUCUCUAAGCGGUUAUAAGUUCUGCAACAGCCAGGUACUCGGCUUCUUGGGGGGUGAGAGCCCUCCCCACACCCGCCCUGACACUGCUGUUUCUGCAGCUGUCACCUGGAAAGGGUGUGAGCAUGUGGGGCCGAGGCAUCAAAAGGCUUUCUGUGCCAAGAACGCCAAGCACAUCGGGCUGGAGACCAGCUCUUUAAACUUACUGCACCAUGAGAAACCCUGUCGAGCCUCUGGCGCCAUCAGACUGGGAUCCAUGGACAGUGGGCCUAGAACCGUCCUGUGCAGCCUCCUCUCUGCUAACUGCAGCCCUCGCCCUCCUGCAGCUGAGCUGUGCCAAACCCACGGUCCCCGGAAGUAGAGACUUCUUUCUAGAACACUCUAGAAGUUACCUGUGGACUCAAGGUUUGUGAAGCCUUUGACUUUAGGCCUGGGCCAAAGCUGACAUGUCCUUCCCGGGGUCCCCCCACCCAUGUUCUCUCUGAGUGUAAUCCAGGCACUUUGUCCUCAUCCUUGUUUUGUCCUCAUCCUUGUUUUGUAAGAAAGGAACUCAUCCUCAGAAUUCCUGAACCAGCCCCACCCAGCGGCCCCCUGGGGAGCCUACCACCCCUCUGUGCCUCUGAAGGGGCCUGGGCUGUGGGCCAGACCCCUGGGCCCCCACCCUGCAUGCUUCUAGGGAGCUCUCUUCUGUUUUUGAAGAAUUUCUGUUCUGGGGCUUGGACUUCCUUUGCAGCUGUUUUGAAUGUAGUUUCCUUUUCUAUUUAUUUGCACAUUAAAGUUAAAAAUAUUGACCUAAA